Molecule: messenger RNA, 899 nt
Organism: Physcomitrium patens
Lineage: Eukaryota; Viridiplantae; Streptophyta; Bryopsida; Funariales; Funariaceae
Source: RefSeq, a predicted model, not a curated record
CGCGUUCACACGGGCAUGGCGAGACCACCCCACCGUCGAAGGCUCGUCGAGCUGCGAAGUGCUUUGAUGUCUCGCCACUCCCUCUCGAUCUGCAUUCGAUUCGAUUCAGUCGCGCGUGUGUGUUGGGUUGUGUUGCGUCGGGGUUGCAAUCGUCGUCAGCGCAAGCAAGAGAUGGCGAGCAAGGUGAAGGAUGUGGCUGGGAAGGUGACCAAGCUGGUCCCCAAGGACGUUGUCGGGACUGCGAAGUCGUUGUUGGAGAGGGUGGCUAAGCCAUGGGCGAUCACGGGCCCAACUGCGACCUCGGAGUUCUUAGAAUCGGUGCCCGACGCGUCCGAUUACAGGAAAAUCGCGCCCGCCACCGUGACCGUGCGGCCGGCGAUUCCUCAUGCGGAGCCAGCUCAUGUGUUCGAUAUCAAGUACCACACGCGGGACAGGAAGCGGAGCGUCAAGACGACGGUGCAGGAGAUGGACCCAGUGGCGUUGGCCGCAGAGCUUCAGGGGUUGCCUCCGACUCCAGGAAGCAAGACGCAUUAUGUGAUGGGAAAGGCGUACACCAUGACGGACGAACCUGGGGACGGGUACCAGAAGUGAAUUGGGGAAUUUUAGGGUUUGGUAUCAGGUCCUCCAGACGUUUUUUUUCUUCUUUUCAGGGUUUUAUUGGGUUCUAUUGCAUGAAGAUUUGUGCUGAUUUUUUCAUGUUCUCUGAGGUUUUUCUGACUCAAUCGAUGGAUCCUUGAGCGACCCGCAUUUGUAACACUCAGUUGGCCACUUAUCAGUGCCCUUUUUCGUGGACUGAAUUGGAUGUUUUCGAGGGAAGGGAUCUGGUUGUAGUAUCUAUUUAGAAACCAACUAGCCUUACAGGUACUUUUUGAAAUAAACAUGUAACCUUUUAGUUUCUU